Molecule: messenger RNA, 5118 nt
Organism: Carya illinoinensis
Lineage: Eukaryota; Viridiplantae; Streptophyta; Magnoliopsida; Fagales; Juglandaceae
Exons: 3
Coding region: 295-1386 (363 amino acids)
Source: RefSeq, a predicted model, not a curated record
UCCUUUUUUUUUUUUUUUUUUUUUUUGUAUCCCACGAUUCCCAAUAUGCCCAGUAUCUGCUCUAAGGAACCUCGUCAUUGCCGAAGACCGAUAUUUUUUCCAAAUCCAAUGCGGUAAAACUCCAAUUUGAGCCGAUAUGGUCAAGGGGUGGAAACUUCAUUUAGUAGGAGUCGCUAAGUGACAUCCGGCAAAAUGUCUCUGGCUUCUGAAGAAUUGGUUUUUGUUUGAGGUUUCGUGGUCUCUGUGGUGCUUUGCAAAAAGGAGCUGUAAGAGGAGGUUCUGAUAUCAGCAGAAAUGUCAUCAUCUUUGGAGAAGCUUCUCGCAAAGGAAGGUUUUAAAGGAAGAAGAUCAAUGAGUAGAUCGAGAUCAUCAUUCAAAUCAGAUGCUGCAAGUACAUUGUCUAAUAGUUUCCGAGAUCAACGCAAGAGUGGUUCUUUACUGGGUCAUAGAAAUAAGAUGAAGAGGGCAAGGUCUGAUGUAGCUCGACACAAUUUGAGACGUGAAUUACCACAACAUGAUGAUAUCAGGGGUAGGAGAUCAAGGGACAGUCUUUUUAGAACAGUGAAAAAUGACGAAGGUUUGAAGCAAGAAAGUAGAGAGAGGUUUUUUAGCUAUCUUAAGGAAGGCAAACAAUUUACUUCCACCUUAUCGAACGAUAUGCCACAAAAUAAAAUAGAGGAAGUUGGCAAGCAAGAUGAUGAGAUAUACCUGAAUAUAUAUUCAAAGAAAGUGUAUAGCUCAGAGAGCGGGAAUGAUAAGUAUUUUAAUAUAGCUUCGGAAAAGGAAGUGCACACAGAGAGGUCAGGGAGGGAUCCAAAAGUGGACAAGAGGAAUGUCAACAAUUUGGCAGAACAGCUGCUUGGACAUCUGAGUUUUGGUGCUACAAAUAGGAAGAGCAAGAAAAAGGCCACAAUUUCUAGUGGCACAUCUAAUAGAAGUUCACGGCCUAGCAAAAACUUUGAAGAUAAACAGAGCAAGAAACGUGAUAAAGUCGUUGAGGUAAUUUCUAAACCUGCUCUUGAUGAAGUUUCUUUCCAAGCCAUAAUUUCCAUAAUAAAUGGAUAUAUUAAACGCUUUCUCAACGAUGAGGAUUUUCGUAAAACGCUACAUCACAAUUGCUUGUCUUCUCUUAAUUUUAUUGAGCAUGAAGAAGAGAAAACUACUCAGGUCAAAGUCAUGGCCAGCCUUGAACAAGCAAUUGAAAUAGUAGAAAUAACUGCUGAGGACUCCUCGAGUGCUAAAGACUUGAAAAAAGCUUCUUUACAACUAAGUGUGAUUACAGGGUUAUAUUCAAAUAAUUUGGAAGAUGGGUUCACAUUUGGAAUUCCUAAUUCAAACUUGUCAGCUUGUGCUCAUCUUUACCUCAGCGUGAUAUAUAAGCUAUAGAAGAAAGAAAGAAUUUCAGCAAAGCAUCUUUUGCAAGUGUUUUGUAAUGUUCGUUUUCAGGCACAAACAACUUUGUUGCCUGAACUAUGGGACUGCCUGUUUUCUCCACAUCUCUUGCAUUUGAAGGAAUGGUACAUCCAGCAAGCCGAUUCUCUAGCAGAUGAACAAAGCAAGCCAAGGAAAAUGAAGCUUAUUUUGAACGUUUACAAUGAAAUUCUUGAUUCCGAGACUUACCAAUUUGCGAUAUACUAUAAAAAUUGGCUCACAUAAGGGGUUGAAGCUCCUCCCAUUCCAGUCAUAGACAUCCCAUCAGUCUCUGCUUGGAAAGCUGAGUAGGGAAGUUUACUUGGGCAAGCUUCAGAGCCAUCUAGCUCAAAUGGUCCUUUCUCACCUCAACCUAUUAUGAGUAAAAAACUAUAUGAUGUUAUUUUUAGCCACUCAAGUAAGCCAGGAGUCGACGAAGCUGAAGAUAGUAGGGAGGCAGAGAACAUUCAUGAUUGUAUGAUAAGCUCUGGUGAUUCUUCUGUUAUUAAAGAAACAUUGACAUACUUUUCCGAAACUGUCAAAUAUAUGAAUUGGGGUGAUGAAGAGGAUUUGACCAAGAUUGAGCUAGAUGAUGCAUGCCUUCAUGUACGUUAUUUUUCGAACAUUAUUUCUCCCAUCUUUAUUGUUUUUCUUCAUUUAUUCUGGUUUUACAUGUUUUUCCUAGUAUGAAUGGAUCCGUUCACCAAGCAUAUAAAACAAAUUUUAGGGAGUAGUGCUUUUUGUCUACCGUGACUAUCUUCUAACUUUUAUUUUCUUUUACACUAUAAAAUGUUCACAUCAUGCUUACCAACCAUUAUGCCAAGUUUUUGUAAGUGGAAGCUAUAUUGAAUUGGUUUUCACCUUAUAAAGGUUUUGUGCUACUUUCUCGUCAUUUUCGUGUGAUUUCUAUUGCUGGUUGCUUGAUUGUCUUUCUUAUGGGUUACACUAUUCUGAAUGGUAACAUGGUAUGUAAUAACUGUUUGGCAUGUAAAUCUUUGACUGAUAGAUGCCAACAUCCUUGUUUCCAUGUCUAUAUUUUUCUAGAUGUUAAUUAGGGACAUAAAUGUUAACCGUUUGUUAUAUGAUAUUUUGAAAAAGUUUGAUGAUUUAUUUAAUGUAAGAAAUAUCUUUUAAUAAUUAAGAUAAGAUUUAAUUACUAACUAAAGAGGGCAAAAACCUGGUGCACAUUAAUUAUACAUUAUAUCCACAUACUUUGCAUAAGAUAUAUCCUUGCUAGACAUGGAGCAACUUUUUUAAGGGCAGACACACCCCGGCUGGCCCCUCACCCUUACCCCAACUUGCCCCAGAAGCAUCAUUAGACCUAUUAGCAAGCAUGUGAUAGCUUGAAAAUAAUUUCCAAAUGAGAUGAUUGUGUGGUUCAUUUUUGGGAGUUAUUCCAUUGUUUUUGUGCAACAAAAUGAUAAUCUACUAAAAGUAUGUCACAUACCUUUUUGUUCUUUCAAAAUAUCGUACACAAAAAGUUAAGUUAGUAAGUAGAGAGACUAAACAAAUAUAUAUACCCGCCAAGCACACAAGCAGCUGACAUUGGAUUCCUUCGCAUUGACGUGCGUGAAAGUUUGAUAACUCUCUCUCUCUCUCUCUCUCUCUCUCUCUCUAUUAUUAUCGAUGCCAUGCAUUGUUACUGGUUUGUUGUGAUUGUGGAAGUUCUGAUACCAAAUGGAUGGAUUUUGGUCACAAAUGUGUGCUCACAUAUCCAAGAAACUAAAACAUCUAGCUAAAAUAAGGUUUUAAAGUACUUACACAAAAAGCAAGGUUUUAAUGUAAUUUAAAACUCUAUCCAUGUGCAACACCCACCAAAAUCCAUUAUUUUGGAUUGAGAACACUAUGCUACAAAUGUUCACAUGCCUCAAUAGCUUUUUGGUGAGGGUUUCAACAAAAGUAGAAUUUUUACUCCCAAGGCUUGGGACAGAAUUUGCUUACCAAACAUAAUGGUCGGUGGUUUAAGAGUCAGACAUAUGCAUGACAUCAAUAUGACACAUAUUGAUUAUAUGUCAAUCUAAAGCAAUUCUAGCCACCUUUGGGUCUAAACCAUGAAGCAAAAGUUUGUUAGGGGCUACUCCUUCCAAACCACUAAGCCAGUUACCAAUGCUACAUGAAUCUAGAAGAGAAUUCUCAAGACCAAAGAUCUGCUGAGAUUAGGUACCAUCAUUGCUAUAGGAAAAUGAGCACUCAUGUAUAGCUAACAAAGAAUGGAGGUUGUAUGGGGUUAAGUUUUUGCCGAAAAGUAACAUUAAAUUUUGAAAUUGGCCGAGACUGCUAUAUGGCAUGAAGCACUUGCAAAAAGCAAAUGACAAUCUUACUUUCAAUAGCCUAGCCAUAUCUAUUUAGAAUUGCCUCACACUUGAGCUUCUGUUGAUCUUAGUGCUUUUGUUUUUAUUCUUAGUGAGACACCAACUUUCUUCUCUUCUUCUUCAUCUUCUUUUUAAGCUUAGUCCCAAAUUCUUGACUAUUAUAUUAUUGUUAGUUAUUAUGUUCUCUUAGUAGUUUCUGAUAGUUACUUCUGUAAUUCCUUAUCUUAUAAGUGGAGCCAAUCAAAGUCAGAUCCUCUCUUGAUGGUGAGUAGCAAUGGAACUCUUAUUACACCCAAAGUUUUGAUCCAUUGCUAACUUUUACAUUUUUUUUUAAUGACAAAGUUACAUGGAAGUGAUGAAUGCUUUGAUGAACGCUCAUGUUUUUCUAGCAUUCCUCAAGAAUUUAUUUGCCCACUAACUGGAAAGUUGUUUGAAGAUCCAGUCACCCUAAAGACGGGUCAAACCUUUGAACGGGUGGCCAUCAAGGUAUGGUUUGAUCAGGGAAACUGAACAUGUCCAGUAACAGGAAAAUCUUUGGAAUCUGUUUAUGUGCCACUUACCAAUUUUGUUUUGAAGCGUUUAAUUGACAAUUGGAGAUCAGAACAUUUUAGGCACUUGUUGUCUUUUGCCUCUCAAGUAAUGGAAAACUCGGGCAGACAUGGUCUUCAACAAUUGGAUGAAACUGUUAUUUUCAUAUUAGAGCAGCUUCUCACUGCUGUCAGUGAGGAGGAAAAAAGAACAAAUGCCAAAGAUCUUAUAUCUCGUGGGGGUGUGCAUUUUCUUCUUCAAAGGUUUGAAUUGGGAAAGUUAGAAGAGAAAGCACAUGUGGUGGCAUUCUUGUCCUGUUGUAUUGAAGCAGAUGCAAAUUGCAGAAAUCAGAUAGCAAGAAAUAUCAACAAACAUUGUCUUCUUGAGCUACUCCAGAGCAACCAACUUAAGUCGAGAGCGAAUGCAGUGUUAUUGUGGAGUGAACUAAUUCACCUGAGAAGGUGGAAAGACGUCACAUUAUUUUUGAGUGGCUUGCAUAAUGAACCUCGUAAAUGCAGCAUUUACAGAGAAGAGGUAAUUGAUACCAUUACAUUGGCUCUUGAGGAUAGCUUAGUGGAUGAGAAGGUCUGAGAAAAGUGUUGCCAAUCACUUCUUAUCAUGGGAGAGCGUUUCUGUUUCUCUGGGAAGUUAUCGACAAAAAGUUGGAUCCUAAAGCAAGCGGGAUUUAAAGAUAUCUGUGGAGUGUAUUGUGUUGACAAUGAAGAUGAAAAUUUAUUAGCUGAUGACGCCAUUUCAUCGGUAUAGUUGUUUCUAUAUUCUUCUGACCUGUUUCACAUUCUAGCUUUCGAUACACUAUGAUACUUUUUUUUUUCAUUACACGUGAUAUCUGUCCAGGCUUUUCUAAUAA